CCCGAGAUGUGGAGGAGCGGGACCUUGGAUGGUGAUCUAAGGGCGAGAGGGAGAAGUUAAAACCCACCGGGCCGAGAAGGGUAGAUGAGGAACUUAAGAGCGUCCGGCGUCCCACCUCCGCCGCCGGUCGCGGCCCCUUUAAGAAGGAGCCACCGUCUCGAAUUGAACGGGGGAAGGGAAAGGAAAGCGGGAAAGACGGAACCACCGGGAAGUACCGAGGGAGGACCGGAAACCGAAGCGCAAACCGUUCCCUCUCGCCACCGACUUAUCCGUCAAGAGCAGGAAAAAAAUAAAGCCGUAGGGACCGUCCCCGUCGAAGACGGCCGGCUUAAACUUUCCUGGGGCUUAGCCCCCUCCCAACGGCCCCUCCCCUCGUCCUACCCGGGCUUCUCCCGGUGUAAACAGUCCCGUGAAUCAAACCCAGGCGAGCCCCGCGGGACGACCCAGACCCUCGGGGACAGCGGGCGAAGGGAAACCGGCUAAAAGAUCGGCUUCCGAGGACGACAGGCGGAGGCCCUGGUGACGCCCCCGGGACUACGGUGGGGCGCCGGGGCACCCGCUUCGGCCCUCCUUUCCUCCCUCCACUCCCUCUUACCUGGCCGGCGCUGUUCCUCUUCCGGGCGAACCGGUUCCCCCUUGGAGCCCGCGCCGGAGGAUGGUCCGUUCCGAGCCGGGCUUGUCUGCAGAGCCCGGUAGGGCGCGAGGCGGGGAGCCCGGCUAAGCGUGUAGCGGGUCGCGACGCUGCUCUUGUGAUGACAGCAACGCUCCCGGGGGAGGCCUCGGCUUCCAGGUUCCCGUGGCCGUCCCCGAGUUCACGCCAGCUGAGCACUUUACGUAACCUCUUUAUGUAAGCUGCACCUCCCGCCGCCGCUCUGGUCAGCGGAGAUUCCUGGUGGCCCAUCCCCCAGGAGGCCAGCGGAGAGCCGCGCCGCCUCUCUGCAGCCGAGGUGGACCCAGCCGCCGCGACAGCCCGGAACCAAUCACUGGCGAGAACACCCAGCCAACAAAAAGAGCGCGCCAAAAUCCCGCGAUUUGUACUGAGGGCCUUCGCGAGGCGUCUGCACUCAGCAAACGCCUUUCCGGACUUGACCUGCAUCGUACCUCCACGCCCGCACUCGGCACUUGAUGCUGAUUGGGGGAAUGGCUUAGGUGUAAUCGAUUCACAGCUGAGACCAGGGUUAGAAAGCUAAUCUCCACGCCCACUAAUGACCCAAUGAUCUCAGCCGCACUUAAUCCUCAGUAUCCUUCUCUGCCAAACCCGGGUGGUCCUCACUUCCAAGGUUGCAAAGGACCAAGUGAAAUAUGAUGGCUGGCUAAUUGAGUGCCUGAUAUAAGCUGCUUUGGGCUUGGAUUUUGAUACCCUUCACCCCGGCUGCCCAUUGUAGUGGGAGGGAGCACAAUGGCUGUGUAGUUAAGAAUGAUCUUGAACUUUUCCUCUUGCCUUCAUCUCCUGAGUAAUGGGAUUAAAGGCGGGCACCAUCACACCCAAUUUAUACACCCUAUUUGUUUGUACAGAGCUAGGAAUCCAAGGGUUUUGUGCAUGCUAGACAGGCACUUUACAAAGCUACAUCUCCAGCCCCUAGGCGUGGUUUUUAAAAGUAUUUUGAACCCUGCUUUGUACAAUGCCUAGAAGGUGCCCAGUAUUUUGUUAGCUGAUAUUGAAAGACAGUAACUAGAGUUUCUGCUACACACUAUUUGUUUUUGUUUUGUUGGUUGGUUGGGGUUUGUUUGUUUGUUUGUUUG
Molecule: messenger RNA, 1743 nt
Organism: Mus caroli (Ryukyu mouse)
Lineage: Eukaryota; Metazoa; Chordata; Mammalia; Rodentia; Muridae
Source: RefSeq, a predicted model, not a curated record